AUGGGCUUCAUCAACGAAAUCGUCAAGAACAUCGCGCCGAUAUUCUAUGGCGACCAAAUCUACUCGAUGCACCGCACGCGCUCGUCCGCCGGCUUCUCGCUCGACAUCCCGCUGAUCAUGCUGCUCGCCAGCAUCCUCAAAGUAUACUACUGGUUCGGCUCGCACUUCAGCACAUCGCUGCUGAUCCAGGCGCUGCUCAUGAUCGUCGUACACGUGCUGUGCCUGCACGUUGCGCUGACUAAUCGACCUGCGCCCUCUCAUCUCCCCUUUCAAAUCGCACCCGGCGCGCGCAAACGGCCCUAUGAUUUCUGGCAGUGGAGGCAGCCGCGCCCGUACUGGAGUUUCCUGAGCUACUUCACGGGCGUGCUACUGAUCAUGCAUUUGCUGAUGAGCUCGACGAGCAUGUUCAUCCCGUACACGGAUGUCCUGGGCGCCGUGGCCCUGACCAUCGAAGCAACCCUGCCGCUCCCUCAACUCUACUCCAACUACACCCGCCGCGGCUGCAAAGGGUUCCGCCCCAGCGUGAUUGUAAACUGGGUGAUUGGCGACACGUUCAAGAUGUGGUUCUUCUUCGCCAGCAGCAGCGGCGAAGUCCCCUGGGCAUUCAAAGCAUGCGGUGUCUUCCAGGCUACAUGCGACCUCGGGCUUGCGCUGCAAUAUCUCGUCUGGGGCGACGGGCCCGAGGGCAAAGUCAGCACGAGCCCCGUGCCGCUGGACGAUACGCUGCUCGGAGGGGAGAAAGUCGGCGACGCGGGGAUUGAAAUGCAAGAAGGCAGAGUGUGGGAGAGGCCGAGGGUGUUGUAG
This is a messenger RNA of Parastagonospora nodorum SN15, 804 nucleotides long. RefSeq lists its product as hypothetical. Gene Ontology annotation, cellular component: trans-Golgi network; endosome. Bases 1 to 804 code for a protein of 267 amino acids. NCBI's taxonomy places the organism in Eukaryota, Fungi, Ascomycota, Dothideomycetes, Pleosporales, Phaeosphaeriaceae. Gene Ontology annotation, biological process: retrograde transport, endosome to Golgi; phospholipid translocation. The transcript is spliced from 2 exons. The record is from RefSeq and is a predicted model, not a curated record.